Messenger RNA from Salarias fasciatus (jewelled blenny), 813 nucleotides. RefSeq names its product aquaporin-8-like. Gene Ontology annotation, cellular component: basolateral plasma membrane; plasma membrane. The record is from RefSeq and is a predicted model, not a curated record. Gene Ontology annotation, molecular function: water channel activity. The coding region runs from base 1 to 813 and encodes 270 amino acids. NCBI's taxonomy places the organism in Eukaryota, Metazoa, Chordata, Actinopteri, Blenniiformes, Blenniidae. The transcript has 6 exons. Gene Ontology annotation, biological process: water transport; transmembrane transport.
AUGACAGUCCAGUGCGGCUCAGUAGCAGCAUCGGGAGAAGACAAGAUGGAAAUGCAGGGGAUUGAUUCUACUUUGUUGAAGAAGGGCAAGAAGCCGCUUGGGGCCCAAACUCCCAACAAGUUUGAGAAAUUCUUUCAGCCCUGUUUGGCUGAAAUUAUUGGCACCAUGUUCUUUGUUUUCGUGGGCUCUAUGUCUGUCAUCGAGAACCCUCCAGGGGCGGGACGGCUGCAGCCGGCUGUGGUGCAUGGACUGGCUGUGGCAGUGAUGGUGGGCAUCAUGGCCAACAUAAGUGGCUCUCAUUUCAACCCUCCCUUCACUGUUGCGAUCUACCUGUGUGGAAACCUGGAGGUGAUGAUGGUGGGACCGUACCUCAUCUGCCAGCUCAUCGGAGGAGUGUUUGGAGCUGGACUGUCAAAGAUCAUUGCCCCUCCAGAUCGGUACUACAACGCCACAGGAGGAGCAUAUAAAAUCCUACAGUCAGAGACCCAGCUCACCCGGGCCAUCUUUGCAGAGGUGACCUUGACCUGUCUGUUGACCAUGGUGGUCUUGUUAGUGUCACGCAACAAAAAGAGCAAAACCCCACUCGGUCCAUUCCUGGCAGGCAGCACCGUCAUCAUCAACGGAUUGAUAGGCGGGAACAUCUCAGGACCAUGUCUGAAUCCUGUCCGGGCUUUUGGUCCGGCCGUCAUGACCAACUACUGGACCUACCACUGGGUGUACUGGGCUGGGCCCAUCGGAGGGGGCGUUGUGGCCGCUGCUUUGCUCAGGUUCAUUCUGGGUGAUAAUAACUUAAGGGUCUUUAUGAAAUCCUAA